Parnassius mnemosyne (clouded apollo) is the source of this 954-nucleotide messenger RNA. Lineage: Eukaryota; Metazoa; Arthropoda; Insecta; Lepidoptera; Papilionidae. The record is from the annotation of a GenBank genome assembly.
AUGGUUAUCCCUAAGGCUAAAGUAGCGGAUGUUCUACAGCUGUACCAUGGUGGUUGUUCAGGAGGCCACCUGGGAGUUAAACGAACUCUACCGAAGAUCCGAGAACGGUUUUACUGGGUCCACUGUCGUGACGAUGUCGAGCUCUGGUGCCGCAAAUGUACAAGUAGUGCGGCUGUAAAGGAACCUCGUAGUAGAGGUGCAUUGAAAUUGUACAAUGUUGGUGCACCAUGGGAGAGGAUAGCCAUUGACGUUGCGGGGCCGUUUCCGGAAAGUGAAAGUGGUAGCAAGUAUUUCAUGGUUGUGAUGGAUUACUUCAAUAAGUGGCCAGAAGUCUUCGCCAUUCCAAAUCAAGAAGCUUCAACAGUUGCAGAUAAACUAGUUCAUGAAGUCUUCUGUCGUUUUGGAGUACCCUUAGAGAUUCACAGCGAUCAAGGAAGGAAUUUCGAGUCUCAAAUAUUCCAGGAAACUUGCAGAGUUAUGGGUACUCAUAAAACACGAACAACUUCUUACCACCCACAAUCUGAUGGAAUGGUAGAACGAUUUAAUCAGACAUUGGAAAAGUACCUGGCAAAAGUUGUGGAAAAACGGCAACGAGACUGGGACAGGCACAUACAACCGUUUUUGUUGUCAUAUCGAAGCGCUGUUCACGAAAGUACAUCAGUGACGCCAGUUUUCGCAAACUUUGGGAGAGAAUUACGGCUGCCUGCAGACCUGAUCACCGGAAUACCACCUGAUGCCCCACGCAGUAUAACCGAUUAUGCAAAUGACUUGCGGAAAAAAAUGAAUGACAUUUAUGAGCACGUCAGAUAUUCGGGCCAGCAAACGUCUGAGAAGAUGAAAACACGGUAUGACCGCAAAAUGAACAACAAAGGGUUUGACGAAGGUUCACUAGUGUGGUUACAUAAUCCAGCUCGCAGCAAAGGGAAAUCUCCUUUGCUGCGAGCUUCAAGCUAA